AUGGUUCGAGCGCCCGCGCGCGUGAUCGGGAGCGUGUCGAGACGCGCGAGAGGGGUGAGGACGAGCGCGGACGAGGCGUCGAGAGACGGCGACGGCGCGUGGGCGGUGUUCGGUUUAGGGAAUCCAGGGAAGAAGUUCGACGGAACGAAGCACAACGUCGGGUUCGACGUGAUCGACGUGCUGGCGAGCGCGCUGGGGGUGGAGGUGACGGCGAAGAAACACGCGGCGUUGGUGGGGACGUGGGCGAGCGGCGACGCUCGGGCGGUGCUGGUGAAGCCGCAGACGUUCAUGAAUUUGAGUGGGAAAUCCGUUCGCGCGAUCAUGCGUGCGCAUAAGAUACCGAAGAGUCGCGUCGUAAUCGUGUACGACGAUUUGGAGACGAAUCUUGGAGAGAUACGGCUGAAGGUCAGCGGGACGCACGGCGGGCACAACGGCAUCCGGAGUAUCAUCGACGACGCCAUGGGAGGGGCCAGGGACUUUGCUCGGGUGAAAGUUGGCAUCGGUCGCCCGAAGAGCGACGACGUACCGGUGUACGAGUAUGUAUUAUCGAAGUUCGACGUAGAUGACGCCGAUAAGAUGCGCGACGCCGUGGCAGACGCCGUGGAGGCUGUGAGAGCAGUCUUGACGGAAAAUAGGUUCGAGGACGUCAUGAUGCGCGUGAACACAAAGUUCGCGCCGAAGAAGGUGAAACCACCGAAGAAACCCAAAGCGCCAAAAGAGCGCGUGUUCGUCACCGCCACGGUGGAUGAAAACGAACAUGUGGAGUUGACGCUGGAUGUUCGACCAACGAACCACGCGCAUCAGAAGAAGCCGCAGCAACCGCGACAGGAAGAGCUUGCAGAGAGUGCCGCGGGUCCGAAAUGA
Messenger RNA from Ostreococcus tauri, 864 nucleotides. Its product is annotated as Peptidyl-tRNA hydrolase. Lineage: Eukaryota; Viridiplantae; Chlorophyta; Mamiellophyceae; Mamiellales; Bathycoccaceae. The coding region runs from base 1 to 864 and encodes 287 amino acids. The record is from RefSeq and is a predicted model, not a curated record. The transcript has a single exon. Gene Ontology annotation, molecular function: peptidyl-tRNA hydrolase activity.